CAGGCAUGCAUAAAAUGAUCACGUGAACCGUACCACGCGAAGCAAAUCCCCAAAUCGGUAAAGAACGCUUCAAGUCCAGAGUUAACAUGAACUAUGCCGUCACCAAUCCCCAUCACCCGUUUAUUGCCAAAGGAUUUUGGGCUCGAGUUUGGUGCAUGCAGCAGCCCACUAACCAAAUCAACAAGUGGAUGUACCUUGCGCGUCCCCACAAGCACGUUUCAUGGUAAAAUCGCUCACAGACUGUGGUCCUCCGUGAUCAAUUGGCGUGAGCUGCAGUCUAUGGAGGCUAUCGGCAGCGGUGGAUUCGGCAUGGUGUUCAAAAGCAAGUAUUUUGGAGAUACCGUGGCUGUAAAGAAAGUGAGGUGUGUGAAAAACAAACUGGCCUCGAGGCAAAGUUUUUGGGCGGAACUAAACGCCGCGCACCUGCAACAUAAAAACAUUGUGCGCGUGAUUGCGGCCACCACGUGCGCUCCGGCGAAUCUAAACAAUAAAGACAACAUCGGGACGAUUAUAAUGGAGUUCGCGGGCACUAAAAACCUGCAACAGAUUAUAUAUGGACUCACUGAUCUGUUGCCAAUGGACACGUGUAUUCGGUAUUCAACGGACAUCGCGCGCGCCCUCCAGCACCUGCACGUGCACGGCAUAGUCCACCUGGAUUUAAAACCCGCCAAUGUUUUAGUGUCAGACGAGGGUGUUUGCAAACUUGCAGACUUUGGAUGUUCUUUUAAAGUGACGAGCAAAAGCGACACAGUGACGCAUUUGAGUGAAAUCGGAGGGACGUACACGCAUCGCGCGCCCGAGCUGCUGAAAGGUGAGGAGGUUUCUCCGCGCGUGGACGUUUAUUCUUUUGGUAUCACUAUGUGGCAGCUUCUCACCCGAGAGCCGCCGUAUGAUGGAGACCGACAGUAUAUACUGUACGCUGUUGUGGCUUAUAAUCUGCGCCCUGAUCUUACCAGGGACGUUUUUAUACAGUCAUCUGUUGGACAGGCAUGUCAGAAUCUGAUUAGCAGGUGUUGGGACGGUGACCCCAAAAUCCGACCCACAGCAGAUCAAAUAAUCACUGAACUUUCUUUGAUCUUAUAAAUAUGAAUUCCGUUUAUCUAUUCUUAGUUAAUAUAUUAAGUGGUUUAACCUAAGAUGUAUUUUUAUUGUAAAAAUGACAUUUUGUUAGUUUAAAUAUUGUACAUGUGUUUUUUUAUUUGUGUAACAAGUUUUAAAAUAUAAAUUAAAAAAUGUUUAAUGCUUUAAUUAAAAAUU
Paramisgurnus dabryanus is the source of this 1257-nucleotide messenger RNA. RefSeq names its product v-mos Moloney murine sarcoma viral oncogene homolog (gene mos). Gene Ontology annotation, molecular function: protein serine/threonine kinase activity; ATP binding. Lineage: Eukaryota; Metazoa; Chordata; Actinopteri; Cypriniformes; Cobitidae. Gene Ontology annotation, biological process: protein phosphorylation. The record is from RefSeq and is a predicted model, not a curated record.